UCUUCUUCUUUCUUCUUCAAGCGCUUGUGAAAUGACGAAUAUGCCCCCCACUCGCACCACUUGCGCCUCUCUUCUUCACGAAUUGCAGAUAAUAUGGGAUGAAAUUGGUGAGAGUGACAGCGAGAGGGAUCGGAUGCUUCUACAACUUGAGCAAGAGUGCCUUGAUUUUUACCGAAAGAAGGUUGAGAAAACAAGAAAGUACAAGGCUGAAUUGCAUCAGUCAUUGGCCGAGGCUGAGGCCGAAAUUGCCAAUGUCAACUCUGCUCUUGGGGAGCAUACCUCCUUUUCACGGGGAAGGGGCACUCUUAAGGAGCAAAUAUCUGCCAUAAAACCUAUUUUGGAGGAGUUGAGGUCAAAGAAGCAAGAAAGAAUUAAGCAAUUUUCAGAAAUACAGUCACAGGUUGUUCGGAUAUGUGCAGAAAUUGCAGGCAAUGGCCAAUCUAACAGUUCUGAUCCACAAGUUAAUGAAUGUGAUCUGACAGUGAGAAAGUUGGGGGAGCUUAAGUCACACCUUCAGGAACUUCAGACUGAAAAGAUUUUUCGAUUACAAAAGGUCAAUAGCCAUAUUAAUACUGUCCAUGAGCUGUCAGCGGUGAUGUCGAUUGAUUUUUCUAAGACACUAAAUGACGUGCAUCCAAGCUUAAGUGAUCCCUCGGGUAGUCAAUUAAAGAGCAUCAGUAAUGACACUCUUGCUAGAUUAACGGGUGUGGUCCACUCACUAAAGCAAGAGAAACAACAAAGGCUACAGAAGCUGCAAGGACUUGGGAGGACACUAAUAGAGCUAUGGAAUCUCAUGGACACACCAGUUGAUGAGCAAAAGGGAUUUGAACAUGUAACUAGCUUAAUUUCUUCCUCGCUUAAUGAGGUGUCAAGUCAAGGAUGCCUUGCUUUAGAUGUCAUUGAACAGAGUGAGGUUGAAGUUGAGCGAUUGAAUGCUCUGAAAGCUAGCAAAAUGAAGGAGUUGGUGUUUAAGAGGCAAAAUGAACUAGAAGAAAUCUACCGAGGGGUUCAUAUGGAUGUAGAUAGUGAUGUAGCGCGAGAGAUUCUCAGGAGCCUCGUAGAUUCUGGUAAUGUGGAUCUGUCUGAUCUUCUUUCAAGCAUGGAUGAUCAGAUUGCAAAAGCCAAAGAGCAAGCUCUAAGCAGGAAGGAUAUCUUGGACAAGGUGGAGAAAUGGAGAUAUGCAAUUGAGGAGGAGAAGUGGCUUGAAGAAUGUGAAAGGGAUGAAAAUCGCUAUAGUGCUGGAAGAGGAGCACACAAAAAUCUGAAACGUGCUGAAAAAGCACGGAACCUGGUCAGCAAAAUAUCAUCUAUUUGCGAGAAUUUGACUGCAAAAGUAAAAGCUUGGGAGAUGGAGAAAGGAAUUCCUUUCUUAUAUGACAAGGUUCCUGUCUUACAAAGCUUGGAAGAAUAUAGUGUGCUACGACAGGAAAAGGAAGAGGAAAAGCAAAAAUUUCGGGAGCAGAAACGGCUGCAAGAACAAUUUGCUGCAGAACAAGAAGCCCGCUUCCCCAUGGGUGGGAAAGAUCCUAAUUCAUUUCAUAGAAUGGCUGAGAGGGCAUAUGACGACUUCAUGAACCAAUUUCAACACAUAGAAAAUGUGUUUGAAAAUUUCACUUCUGAACAAGUUGCAAACAAUCUACUUCAGUUGAAAGCCUCAAUAGAUGUUGUUCGAGUGCUUGCAUUUCAAGGUAUUACUUUUAGAGGUCGGGAUGAAAGUGUGGGUUCAAAGAAUCGUGAAAAUUUUCUUGAAAUAUUGAAUUUGACGGUUUCAUAUAAUGAAAAGAUUGCUGAAGUGAUAGCUCAUGCUCCCAAAAAUGCCUCUUACACAUCACCAAUGAUACAGAAAGAAAUUUUACAUGUUUUUUCAACCAAAAUGAAAAAGGCAAUUUGUGAUGAAAUUGGUGAUGCAAAAUUUUGCAUACUUGUUGAUGAAGCUCGUGAUGAGUCAAUGAAGGAGCAAAUGGCUAUAGUUUUAAGAUUUGUUCACAAAGAUGGCUUCAUGUGA
This is a messenger RNA of Corylus avellana, 2005 nucleotides long. The record is from RefSeq and is a predicted model, not a curated record. Lineage: Eukaryota; Viridiplantae; Streptophyta; Magnoliopsida; Fagales; Betulaceae.